CCUCAAAAAAGUUGACCUGGUACUAUGUACAAUGCGGGCAACGUCUCUGGCACAACUUCUCACAAUCAGCGUCCUUGGCCUUCUCAAAGCAGGACAUGCUUCUCUCCCGGUCGGCACGGUCUCGUCGACUGCGGGAAAGCUACAUUGAAAUCUCUAGAUACGUGCGUGGCCAUGUUCAACCACAGCACUUGCAGUCAGGACGGGUUCCCAGUCAAUCCUGUCUCCGCAUCCGACAUUCGAGCACCACUGCUGGGCAGCGUACUGGGGAGAAGUCUCCUCAGGGUCAGAGAACGACAGGGCAGACUACCGAUACAUCGCAGGAUACUGGUCUGACGCAGGGGCAACUUGAAUGCCUGAGACACUUUGAGCGCAGUUCUCUCUCUGCCACUGAUGCCACCACAUGGGAUAACCUGUCGAAGAUCGAACCCAGCCGGUCCUCGAACGAUGCGCAACAGGCGAGCCGUAUCAAGAUACGAGGCUACAUCACUUCACAAAGGGCUGCUGGGAAGUUCGAGUUCCUGCAGCUGGUGGAUCCCCGACUCGAGCUCGCAAUCCAGGUUAUUUCUUCAAAACAGAAGCCUGAGUCUCGAGAACAACCCGACAAUACGAAAGACGUCAGAGGUCACACUCCUGUUGAGAUAAUCGGCUCCAUCGUGCCUCGGGCUGCACCUCCGAAGAAGAACACCCAAGCACAAAGUAAGGGUGCUGCAACUCAGAAGGAACCGGAGCAGCAGGAACAGAACAACACAAUUGCAAAGCUCGAUCCUUUCGUCGGGCAGAUCAAUCUGAUCACACAUCUCGAACUACAAGCCGACUCUAUCAAGCCUCUCAACACCUUUCCCGUUGACCUUGUUGCUAAGUGUGACACUGUUUUCCCCCCAGAGCUGCGCAAUCUUCAGUUCAGGACCGACCAUGACCUUCGCCGACGAAUACGUCUACGGAGCAAAGUUGCUACAAAGAUAAGAGACGGUAUGCUGAGCAAGGGGUUUGAUGAGAUUGAAACACCUCUUUUAUUCAAAUCCACGCCAGAAGGAGCACGAGAAUUCAUUGUCCCAACUAGGAAGAAAGGAUUAGGAUACGCGCUUCCACAAAGUCCUCAGCAAUACAAACAGCUUCUUAUGGCUUCCGGAGUGCCUCGUUAUUUCCAGUUCGCCAAAUGCUUUCGCGAUGAAGACUUGCGGGCAGAUAGGCAGCCUGAGUUCACUCAGCUUGAUCUCGAAAUGUCGUUUGCUGGAGCCGAGCAGGUCAUGGCGGUGGUUGAAGAGAUUGUACGCGAGUUCGUCUGGUCAAACGUACCAAACAUCCAACCCCUGACUGGAGCCGACACGUAUGUACCGAGUGCGACAGGCGCAAAGAACGCAGAGUCAAAGACCCUGAAUUUUCCGCGCCUAUCAUACGAUACAGUCAUGGCCCGAUAUGGCUCGGAUAAGCCAGACACUCGCCUGGGCUCUCAGAUCCAACGCAUUGAUGACUGGCUGCCAGACAGUACAAAGCGAAUGUUGACCUCAUUGGAGGACCCUAUCGUUGAGCUCUUCAAGGUCGACAUGCAGGGGACUGACCCCAGCGCCAGCACCGAAUUUGUAAGGACGUUCCUCGACGCUCCAACCUCGGGGAUAUAUACAAACAACCCCCAUGGCAUGCCGGGCGUUUCGAUUUACGAUCCUCGCAGACCUCUACGAGGUCUCGCUACUUUCGGUCAUGAGGCAGCAUUCAAGGUCGAAGAGGACUUUGAGCCCGAGCCCGGAGAUAUCAUAAUCAUGCAGACUCGGCCCAACGCACCGUUCACAGGCGGAUCUACCAUUCUGGGCAAUCUACGUCGGGAUCUAUUGCAAAGUGCCGUAUCUCAAGGCUUAAUGCCUGCACCGUCCGGCUUUUCAGCACUCUGGGUCAUUGAUUUUCCCCUCUUCUCGCCUACAGAAGAAUCUGAGCCAGGUCAAGGUGGAUCGGCAGGAAUUUGUUCGACGCAUCAUCCCUUCACGGCUCCAAAGCAAGGGCAGGAUCUGUCAAUGCUGAUCAACAAGCCGCUCGGUGUUAUCGGCGACCACUACGACCUAGUAAUCAACGGAGUUGAAGUGGGUGGUGGCUCUCGCCGUAUCCAUCAUGCUGAGAUGCAAGAGCUGAUUCUCAGAGACGUCCUGCGAUUGUCACACGAACGUGUCGAGGACUUUCGACAUUUGCUCAACGCUCUCAAAAGUGGGUGUCCACCGCAUGCAGGGUUCGCUCUCGGAUUCGAUCGUUUGAUGGCGAUGUUGACCGACCGUGCAAGCGUACGGGAUGUCAUUGCCUUUCCAAAAUAUGCCGAUGGCGAGGAUAAGCUGGUCAAAUCACCAUCGAAACUGACGGCCGAGCAGCUGGCGACAUACCACCUCACGGUUACAGACGAGGUGGUUGCUGAACUUCCUCCUCCAGUGUCAUUGAAGGCAUAGUCAAAGAUUCCCCAUGAGCAUGUGUAAGAAUGUAGAACAAUCUAUCAAUCUCAAUCUCAUGCAACGCACAGUCUGUCGUCCACGUUCCGCUGAAGUAGCCCCGAGGCUGAACCCCCUGAAGCCAUCACGUGCAACAUUCCUGCCAAGACGAAUCGACCCCUUUUUCUGGUCAGUGAUGCG
Messenger RNA from Exophiala viscosa, 2606 nucleotides. Its product is annotated as aspartyl-tRNA synthetase. Gene Ontology annotation, biological process: aspartyl-tRNA aminoacylation. The record is from RefSeq and is a predicted model, not a curated record. The coding region runs from base 96 to 2426 and encodes 776 amino acids. Lineage: Eukaryota; Fungi; Ascomycota; Eurotiomycetes; Chaetothyriales; Herpotrichiellaceae. Gene Ontology annotation, molecular function: aspartate-tRNA ligase activity; ATP binding. Gene Ontology annotation, cellular component: cytoplasm. The transcript has a single exon.